Molecule: messenger RNA, 2259 nt
Organism: Hemibagrus wyckioides
Lineage: Eukaryota; Metazoa; Chordata; Actinopteri; Siluriformes; Bagridae
Gene: caiap
Product: CARD- and ANK-containing Inflammasome Adaptor Protein
Exons: 2
Coding region: 1-2259 (752 amino acids)
Biological process (GO): regulation of apoptotic process
Molecular function (GO): protein binding
Source: RefSeq, a predicted model, not a curated record
AUGGGUUCAACCAAGUUUACAAAUCCGUAUGCUAUUGAAGUAAUGCGGACUAGAAGGAAAGAGCUAGUUGGUGGAAUCUCCAAUACGGAAGACUUACUGGACCUUCUGGUCUCUAAUGGAGUGCUUCUACCUGAGAACAGAGUUGUUGUGUCCAGCAUUACAGCACGAGAGGAAAAGAACUCCCGAAUGCUCAGCAUCCUGAUGUCACGAGGGGAACGGGCAUGUCGGAUCUUUUUCUACCCCUGUCUGAAGAGUGCUCAACCUGACCUGUACCAGAGCAUGAAAGCUUAUGUAGGCCAGCUGAAUGAAAACAUUAAGGAUACACGAAGGCAGCUGAUUGGAUAUUUGCUGGAAAAAGAUAGACAUGGGCCAAUUAAAAAAAUACAUGAUGCCUCUAGGAAUCCUUCGAAUGAAGGAGUAGAGCAGAAAUCAAAAAAGACAGAGCUCCCUUCUUCCUCAGACAAGUUAAAGAAGAGCUCUGCAAAACCUGAAGAAUCAUCAAAUGCCAUUCUCAAAGCAGUAUCUUCAGGUGAUGUGCCGCUAUUACAGGAACUUAUAAGAAGCAUAAAUAUCAGUGACAGAAAUUCAUCAUCUGGUACCAUCCUACACCUUGCUGCAGAACAUGGCCAAGUGUCAGUUAUAAACUUUUUGCUUCGUCAGGGAGCGAAACUGGAUUUGAGGGAUGGCUUAGGUCGCACUGCCCUCCACAAGGCAGCAGAGAUGGGUCACACAGCGGCUGUAGUGGCUCUUGUAAAGGCUGGAGCUGACAUCUAUGCCACAGACCAAGCCUCAAAAACUCCCCAACAUUUAGCAGCACAAAAUGGACAUGAGAACACGGUCAGAGCGCUGGUGAUGGAAGAAAGAAGAAGCUUCAAGAACCAGACUGCAUUCCUGCACAUGGCUGCCAUAGCUGAUGACUCUGUGCUUGCAGAAAUUUUGCUGAGAAAUGGUGCCCUGGUAGACACCCGUGAUAGCCACAAGAAGACGGCACUCUUCCAUGCCGUCAGCCGAGGAAAUGAGAAGACAGCUGCGGUGCUUCUUCAGGCUGGAGCUCAGGUAGACCCGGGAAUUAUUGAUGCUGCAUUCGAGCUGAACAAGAAGUCUGUGCUGUCUCUGCUUCAGAGGAACAUUAAGACAGCAAUGUCUCGAAAUGAUGUCAAAUCUAUACUGUUCAAAGCGGUACAGAGGAAUUUGGACGGGAUUGUGACUGCUCUUAUUGACAGUGGAGCUGAUAUUAACGUGUGCAAUGACCUGGGUUACACACCACUGCUCCUUGCCAUAGAGCUGAGCAAUCUAGAGGUCUUUAAAGUGUUGGUAUCAAAUAAAGCCCAGCUGGAUAAGAGACUACCUAAUCAGAUGUCUGCUCUUCAUCUGGCCAUCCAAAGUGGCAGUGUGCCGAUAACAGAGAUAUUACUAGAUAUGGGCAUGGACCCCAACACAAUUGGUGCCAAAGAGCAAAUGCCUCUUCAUCUUAGUGCCAUUCACAACCAGCCUGCACUGAUGGCCCUGUUGCUGCACAAUGGGGCUCAAAUUAAUGCAGUGACUCAGGAAGGGUUCACUGCCCUCCAUCUCGCUAGCCAGAGUGGACACAAGGAGGCUGUGGCCCAGCUGUUGGAAGGAAAGGCAGAUGUCCAUGCACAGGACAGACAGGCUAGGACAGCGCUACACUGGGCAGCUGCUAAAGGUGACGUAGGCAUCGUAAAACUGCUUCUUUUUGCUGGAUCGAAUGCCAACGCUGUUGAGAAAGACAGAAAGACUCCAUUACACCUGGCAGCGAUGGGAGGACAUGCUCAGACUGCCUCAACCCUGCUUAAUGCUAAGGCAAAAGUUACAGCCAAAGACAUGGAUGGAUGUACAGCUCUGCAUUAUGCCGCUAAGAACGGGCACGUACGUGUAGCCGCCGCUCUUCUCACCUCUGGUAAGAAUAAAAAUGUGAAUGAGAGGAACGUUUGGAGGAGGACACCUCUGCAUUUGGCUGCAGAAUAUGGGCAGGAGCGUGUGGUCGGUCUGCUGCUGGAAAGACAAGCCAAGAUCAAUGCCAUAGACAAUAAUAAAGACACGCCAUUACACUGGGCCUGUCGAACAGGGCAUAUGGGCACAGUGCAAAAACUGGUGAACUGGACUCAUGGGGAGAAGGUAAACCUCCAGGCUACUAAUAACGUCAUGAAGACACCCCUGCAGGUAGCAGAGGCUGAGGGCACCCUAAACCACCAGAGCAUUGCUGUACUGCUUAAGAAGAAGAUGUUUCUCAUUAAAUAA